UGCAACAGAAACAUCUUGAGAAACAUGGCUGAUCAAAGCUGGAUCGAUAUCCUGAAAUCCUCAAAGAAAACAGCUCUGAUACACGACGGAAAAAGGAAGAUCCACUUCCUGUUUACAGAUGGAAAAGAAAUGUCAGAGGAGUAUGACUUACAAACAGAUGAGCUCAUUGUACGAAAGUGGCGUCAUAAAAGCACACUUGGAGCUCAGGGCCAGUGGCAUGUAGAGGUUGGGGAGCCACUUGCAGGCCCUGUCCCUUCUUCGGAUUUGGAGGUGAUCAAGGAAAACUGCUCCAAUCCCGUGUUCUUGCGUAAAGACACAAAGACCAGCUUUCAGUGGAGAGUUCGCAACCUUCCCUACCCCAAAGAUGUCUUUAGUGUUUCUGUGGAGCCAUCGGACAGAUGCAUCAUCGUGAAAACCUCAAACAAAAAAUAUUAUAAGAAGUUCAGUAUUACUGAUUUAGAUCGCAGUCAGCUGCCAUUGGACAACUCCGCCCUCAGCUUCACUCACGCCAACAACACUUUGAUUGUCACCUACAAGAAACCCAAGGAGAUCUUAACCCUUGAACAGGAGCUACUGAAGGAGCUGAAGAAGCUGAAGGGGACCGGCGAAGGGGACGUCGACUGCAAAACUCAGUGAAUUUGUUCUGUGGGAGCGAGAGGAUGAUUCUGCGUUGCAUCUAAACAGUGCCUUUCAAUGGUUUAUAGCGCCUAAUUGUGUUUACUUAUUGGGGUUCAUUUAUUAAAAUGGUUAUUGUUUAUAUUUGAUACAGACAUAUUCUAUGAAAUAUAUUACAUAUGUUUUUCUAGCGGAUCCAUGAGCGUUUUCCCGAAUUAUUUCUUUACAUAGUAUAAAUAUUUAUUUACAUUAAAAAGUUUAAUUGUAUCACAACAGUAUCAAUUAAAUUUACUUCUUGUUACCAAACCUACUAGGGAGCAAUUUUGAUGGGGGCCACAUAACCUACUACCCUCCUUUCAUUGAUGUCCUUGUAAAACACUCAGAACACACAAUGCCUCGUCCCUGUUCGUUCCAGGGUCACUGUUACGAGCACAUCCCAUUCGUGUUAACUGAAUACCCUCAUGUUCCUCGCAUGUAGCGGGCCACCCUGAAAGCCAUUACUGAAACUCUGCUUUCUAGAGAGCAAGCUAGUGUUACUGUUUUCCUUUUCAACAAAAGGACGUUCUGACUCUGUGGUCUCCUGCUAAAACUACACGCACACAAGUUAGAAAUAUGUGCAACGGUCGCACGGCCUUGUUCCAAAUGGAUUUGAUAUUAUUCUCAAACAAGGACAAAUAAGAUUUCUUUCUAUGUAUAUAUGACGUGUACAGAAGAAGAAAGAUUUGUGCUUCUAAAGGGGAUAUUUGACUACUUUUCCACCAAGUUCGGUUAAAAAAA
Molecule: messenger RNA, 1392 nt
Organism: Anarrhichthys ocellatus (wolf-eel)
Lineage: Eukaryota; Metazoa; Chordata; Actinopteri; Perciformes; Anarhichadidae
Gene: dpcd
Product: deleted in primary ciliary dyskinesia homolog (mouse)
Exons: 6
Coding region: 25-636 (203 amino acids)
Source: RefSeq, a predicted model, not a curated record